Molecule: messenger RNA, 2003 nt
Organism: Ectocarpus sp. CCAP 1310/34
Lineage: Eukaryota; Phaeophyceae; Ectocarpales; Ectocarpaceae
Source: the annotation of a GenBank genome assembly
AUGUUGGAGGAAGUGAGGAAUGCACCGCUGCCCAUUCUGCACCACAUGAUCGACAUCUGGGCCGACAAACCAUCGGGGCGCAAGUUCCUCGGUGUCCACGUCUUCUACGUGACCGCCAACUUCGAACUGAAGCAAACCCUGCUCUCUGACGCUCUCGGAGAGGCGAAGGCAGCGGAGGUGCUUGUCGAGAUCCUCGAGGCUAUCCUGCACGAGUUUGGCCUGCGCCCAUCGGACCUCGCGUCGGGUACGACGGAUAAGCGCUACCGGCCCUCCCAGGACGCUCUCGGAGAGGCGAAGGCAGCGGAGGUGCUUGUCGAGAUCCUCGAGGCUAUCCUGCACGAGUUUGGCCUGCGCCCAUCGGACCUCGCGUCGGGUACGACGGAUAAGCGCUACCGGCCCUCCCAGGACGCUCUCGGAGAGGCGAAGGCAGCGGAGGUGCUUGUCGAGAUCCUCGAGGCUAUCCUGCACGAGUUUGGCCUGCGCCCAUCGGACCUCGCGUCGGGUACGACGGACAAGCGCUACCGGCCCUCCCAGGACGCUCUCGGAAAGGCGAAGGCAGCGGAGGUGCUUCUCGAGAUCGUCGAGGCUAUCCUGCACGAGUUUGGCCUGCGCCCAUCGGACCUCGCGUCGGGUACUACGGACAGCGGAUCGGACGUCAAGUCUGUGAGCGUCAACGGCCUCCAUCCGAAGUAUGGGGUUCUGUGGAACUGGUGUUAUUGCCACCUGAUGGUCAAGGCCGCCGAGGACGCCUUUGGCACCCGCCCCGACCCUCAGAUGUCCAAGAACCCGGAAGCGCGCAACAUGCUGAAGAACCUCAUCGGCAUAAUAGGGACCCUCCACAAGUCCAACUUGACGGCUAAGUUCGAAGACCUUCAGGUGGACCUGUUGGGCGAGGUAUUAAACAUCCCCAACCAGGCCCCCCAACGUUGGCUCACCCUGGUUCGCACAAUGGAACGCGUCAUCCGCUUGUGGCGCGUCAUGCGGAAGCUCUACAGCGACGCGGGGAAAAACUUUCCACUCGAAGAAGGCGACAACAAGGACUGCAUCAAUCAGCUCUACUCGCUGCUGCAGCCGCUUUCUUCCGUCACGCGUGAUGGCCAGUACGGGGGUUUGCCGAUGCUGGCAGACAUCUACAUGAAGUUUGGCAUGCUCAAGAUGGGCGUGCUGAACUCGUCGGCGGAUCUCAAGGUCUUCGACAUCCCGCCGCUUGGAGAAGACGGCCUUCCGGACCGUGAGGAACAGAAGAAACCUCUGCCGCACAAGAUGGUAGCACACGACGAGUUGCACCCCGUGGCACAGAAGGCGCGCAACGAACUCUGCCGCGCGCUCGUCUCGAGGUUCUACGGUCGUGUGUGGGACGACAGUUGCCUGGAUCCCUCCAUGUUCUGCGAUGCUGCCUGCCUCCUGACGCCGCCGUUCAGUGAGGGGAACUACCCCUCGGCGAUGAAGCUUACAGCAGAGGAGGACGAGUACUUGGCUGCUGGGUCGACCGUGGUAGCCCCUACGUCGGACGAAGACGUGCGAGAGAAGCUGGAGGGAAUUUGGGCGGAAAUCAAGAAGCGAGCAAUCACCGCCGUCAAGACAGCGCAAAAUCGGGCCGCGGGUGAGGGUGGGGGCCAGGGGUCAGAUCCUUUCAAGCGCGCCCGCACUAGCGGCGCGGCCCCAUCUCGUCGCAAGAACUACGAGAACGACUUCUCGAUGUUCGGGCGCAACGAAGUCGCCCCCUCCCAAAGCGACGAAGGAGAUGUCGACUUUGUGGAGGAGGAGGUCUCGGGCGAGAUCAUGCGCGACGUCCUUACCUACUGGAACAAAGUAGGGGAACAAAUGCUUCCCUCACUCAAGUAUGUGGCGCAGCAAACAUUCGGCAGUCAAGCUUCUGCCGCUCAGAUCGAGCGAGACUUCAGCCACUGCGGUCUUUUCAGUACCGGGAACCGCAGUCGUGCAGAAGAGUAUUGGCUGUAAAUGGUGAUGUUCCUCAAGGGCAAUUACGAGUUUAUUCCCGA